Messenger RNA from Spathaspora passalidarum NRRL Y-27907, 2211 nucleotides. RefSeq lists its product as uncharacterized. Gene Ontology annotation, molecular function: aldehyde dehydrogenase (NAD+) activity. Gene Ontology annotation, biological process: aldehyde metabolic process. The transcript has a single exon. The record is from RefSeq and is a predicted model, not a curated record. The coding region runs from base 1 to 2211 and encodes 736 amino acids. Gene Ontology annotation, cellular component: cytoplasm. Lineage: Eukaryota; Fungi; Ascomycota; Pichiomycetes; Serinales; Debaryomycetaceae.
AUGGGUGAAAAGAAAGAAAAGCGUAGUUCAAUUAAACGACUCAGUGCUAAGUUAACCAAGUCAAAGGAAAACAGUGAAGCAUUAGAACACAUCUCAAAGCAUUUAGCAAAUGAUGAAGAAAAACAUAAAAAGAGUAAGCUAAAGGGAAGAAGAGCCAUAAAAAAGAACAAGAAGCUACUUCAAGGGGAAAUUGAAGACCAGGAAGAAACUACGGAAAUGAAGCCAGCAACUCUGCUUGAUGAAAGUACCAAGACAAAUAGUUCAACAGAUGAGAGCACCCUGUCUAAGAUUGAAGAUAUGUCCAAUAGCGAAGGAUCUCAGGAUGCGACUGAUGACACGGUUAUCAGAGAUUCUGAUGUGGAUACUGGUGACAAUAAGAAAACUGAAAAUGUCAGUGCUGAUGUAGCUACUGAUGCAGCUACUGAUGCAGCUACUGAUGCAGCUACCGAUAUCACCACCGAUAUUGCUACUGGUAUUACUACUGAUGUUGACACUGGGGAAACCAACAAAAUUGACCAAGUUAGUGCCGAAGUUAGUACAGAUGCUACUGCAAAUACUACUGCCACUACUGAAAACACUAAUGACAACAGCGAUGAAGAAAAGAAAACCGAAAUCAUUAGUGAUGAAGAAAAGAAAACUGAAAUCGUUAGUAAUGAAGCUGCUACUGGAAUUACUACCCCAGUAACUAUCAAAGUACUGAGAACUCCAGAAUCCCCACAAGCGGUUACUCCAAACCAUUCUCAACUUCUUGUUAACGAAUGUCAAAAUCGUGGCACUGAGUCACCCCGCACCUCACAAGAACCAGAACUUCUACCAAAUGCACCUGCAAUUGGAAAAGGUGGCUACACUGAGUUGGCCAGAGACGAUUACCUCAGUCAUCUCAAGCAACUUGCAAAAAGUUAUCGGGCUUAUGGAAUCCAGUAUAGAUUGAACCAAUUGCGCAACCUUUACUAUAUACUCAAAGACAAUGAGAUUAUUUUUAACACGGGCACCAAAUAUGUGACAAUUCUCAAUGAUAUAGUGCACACCAUGGUUCAACUUAAAAACUGGGAUAAACCCGAACCGGUGAAGCCAUUGCCAUUUUCAUUAGCUAUGAAUCCAGUUUAUGUUGAAAGAAUACCACUAGGGUUAGUGCUACUUGUUGCCGAUACCUUUUAUAAUGUGAUUGAUGCCCUAGUUGGAUGCAUUGCUCUGGGAAACUGUUGUGUCGUGAAACUAAAUGACGACAAAUACAACAUUGGAGAAUUAUUGAAUGAAGCAGUAGAGCCAAUCCAUAUUGUUGAAGGCGGCGAGGAAGAAUUAGCUAUGUUGUUGCAGAAGGAAAAAUAUGAUAAAAUUGUCAAUUUCAAUACCAAUAUUCAACAUACUGUUGCUAUUACAACAUAUCCAACUCUAACUCCCGUUGAACAUGAAACUGGGAAAUCUCUAGCAAUAAUCUUGAACGAUAUUGACGCAGUUGGAAUAAAGGUGGCUUGUCGUAGAAUCUCAUGGGGCUAUGCUGAGUUUGGAGGAGUGGAUUAUGUAUUGGUUCCUGAAUCAUUGCAUGAUUUGUUCAUCACCGAGAUCAAACAAGUUGAACCAAUUCCUACAAAGGAUCUGAAUGAACAAGAACAUGAUUCUGAGCACAUAGAUGAGACCGAGCAUGCUGACGACUCUGGAAAUGAAAGAAAUAACCGCAAGUUGCCCACAAUACUUGACAUGGCAACAUGGGAUGAUUUAGACAAACGUGGUAAUAUAAUACCUGUGUUAACAUACACAAACCUUGAUGAAACCUGUGAAUUGAUUAACAUGAACCAUGUUACUAAUACCUUAUACGUAUUCACCAAUGGUCCUGCAAACAAAACACACAACAAGUUUGUCAACACCAUUGCUACCAAAGUCAAAAGCAAGGGAUUGAUAGUCAAUGACGUUUUACCACUCAGCUUGGUGGACGCACCCAAUGGAAGUAUUUAUGGCUGGUUCAAGAAGUUGACCCAUGAGCGCACUACGAUUGAACAAUAUUUGUGGAAUGAUUGGAUUUUGAAGGCUCGGUAUCCUCCUUACUCGGCAAACAAAGAAGAAAUAAUUCUGUAUGGUCAGAGUAGUUUUGGUGGGAGAGUAUGGUUUGGAAGAACAGGGGAUGUACCUACAGAUGGUCCAACCGAGGUGUUUCGGACCUGGACCGGAAUUAUAGGAGUUAUUGGACUACUUUGGGAGUACAUGAGGGGAUGA